AUGACAAAAUACUUAAGCCUUGAAGAACAAUACUGGAAACAGAAAUCAGGGUUUAAGUGGUAUACUGAAGGGGAUAGAAACACCAGCUUCUAUCACAAUUAUGUCACUGGAAAGACGAAGAAAUUACAUAUGGCUAGAAUAAAUGAUGGAGAUAGACACUGGUUGGAUAAUAUGGAAAAUAUAAAAAAAGAAUCAGUAAGGUUUUACCAGAACCAAUUUUCUCAAGAAGGAGAGUCAAAUAACUUUGAGAUUCUAAAACAUGUGCCUUCUAUGAUCUCUUAUGAGAAAAAUAUGUCAUUGUAUGCAUAUCCCUCAAAGGAAGAAGUCAAACAGGCAGUUUUUGCUCUAAGUGGAGAUAGUGUAGGUGGACCAGAAGGGUACAGGGUUGUGCAUGGAAGAAUGGAAAAUAUAUUACCUUCUUUGAUCUCAUCAAAACAGUCAGGCUUUGUGAAGGGGAGAAGUAUUUUUAAGAAUAUUCUAUUAACUCAAGAGAUUGUUUCAGAUAUUAAAAUCAGAGGAAAGCCUGCUAAUAUAGUGGUGAAGUUGGAUAUGGCUAAAGCUUAUGAUAAGGUGUCUUCGAAGUAUCUAUUUCAUGUGCUGAGAUCUAUGGGAUUUGAAGAGAACUUUCUAAACUUAAUUGGGAGGUUAAUCUCCAACAAGUGUUACUUUAUAUUACUUAAAGGCCAAACAACAGGUUUUUUCAAGUCUACAAGGGGGGUAAAGCAAGGGGACCCUCUAUCCCCUACUUUAUUCCUUCUUUCAGUUGAGGUUCUAUUAAGGGCUCUGAAUUCUUUGUUUGAUAAUACCGCUUAUGUUGGGUAUGGAAUGCCUAAGUGGUCUAACCCUUUAAACCACUUGGCAUAUGCUAAUGGCACAAUUAUCUUUGUAUCAGCUCACACACAUUCAUUGCAAGUAUGGGAAUAUUGA
Messenger RNA from Lycium barbarum (goji berry), 927 nucleotides. RefSeq lists its product as uncharacterized. The record is from RefSeq and is a predicted model, not a curated record. The coding region runs from base 1 to 927 and encodes 308 amino acids. NCBI's taxonomy places the organism in Eukaryota, Viridiplantae, Streptophyta, Magnoliopsida, Solanales, Solanaceae. The transcript is spliced from 2 exons.